Molecule: messenger RNA, 1911 nt
Organism: Penicillium verhagenii
Lineage: Eukaryota; Fungi; Ascomycota; Eurotiomycetes; Eurotiales; Aspergillaceae
Exons: 2
Coding region: 1-1911 (636 amino acids)
Source: RefSeq, a predicted model, not a curated record
AUGAAACGCGAAGCACCGUCUGAUCUACAUGGCUGCAACAGUGUUGGUGACGUGCGACCAGCAAAAGCGCGCCGGCGAGAAAGCCCCAGCACGAAUCCAGAGCUUUGGAAGAAAGAGCACGAGCACAGCAAAGCGCAGCAACCGCUUUCUCCCUCCUCUCCUGAAUGUGAUAGUAAACCUGAUACCCUCGAACACCGAACCACCACCCCUACAUCCCUCCCGAAUGCAACCGACGAGCUUACGGACGAUAUAUACCAGUGGAUCCCUGCACCGUCGGAGAUUGCCGCGCUUGAGGCGAUGAGCCAACCCGCGUCGAAACGAUCCCGAUCGUGUUCGAUCUCCACUGAUCGAGGGCGUGCUCCAUCGGUCUCGUCGGACAACAGCGAGAGCAGCUCGGCUCGGGACACCAGGUCAUAUGCGUACCGAGCCGUCAACUAUGUCACAAUUCUAGAGACCAAAGGCUGCUUCAUGCGACAGUCCCCCGCCGGUCCGAUGCCCGAGGAUAUUGCGCUCUGCGAGCGUCUUCUCAGUCAGCCCAUCGAACCCCCUAGUGGUACACUGCUCGAAGACGAAUAUAUCACAGCUUUUCAUGAUGCGUUGCAGAAUCGAUCCGAAGCGCGUCUCUUGGUAGACCUACACCCUCUGAUUAUGCCCUCCGCGGAGAAUCAAUACAUUCAGGGGAACCAAUCUCUGAAGGAUGUGAUUGAUGGGUACAAUGAUCCUUGGCUGAAGACCGAGCCGAUUUAUGGUCCCAAACCGCAGCCGGAUCAUGCGCGAGGCUUAAGAUGGUCGACCUUUUCCGAGACUCAGCGGCGCAAACUCGGGAUCAAGCCUGACGAGAAAUCACCCUACACGGUACGAGAGGACAUGUACUUUCCAUACUUGACCGCAGAAAUCAAAUGCGGGAACCAGGCACUGGAUUUUGCCGACCGGCAAAAUAUGCACAGUAUGUGCAUUGCCCUGCGAGCCGUGGUCUCUUUGUGCCAAGCGGCAGGCUGUACGGAAGAGGUGCAUCGGCGGAUAUUGGGCUUUUCGAUAUCGCAUGACCUCGGAGGCCUUCGAAUAUAUGGCUACUAUCCCGAGAUUGAUGAUGCCAAGGUGUCAUUCUACCGCUGGCCUGUUGCGCAACCCAAUAUCUGGUCCAAAGAGAAUCGGUGGACAUGUUAUCAGUUUGUAGAGAACCUGGACCGUGAAUUUCUGCCUAUUCAUACUCACCGGUUGAUGCGGAUCCUGGAAGAAUUCCCGGACCCAGACGAAGAUGAUUUCGAUGUCGAAGUCGACGAACUUGACUCUCAGGUGUCCAUGGUCGGAUCGCAGGAACGCCCGGGGUAUCGCAGAGCAGCAUCUUCGCAGAAUCGUGGUCUACAACCAGAGCUACGUAUGAUGGUACAAACAUUACAACAACAAUUGGGAGAACAGAAGGAACGAGAAGAGAAGCGAGAGGCGGAUCAGAAGAAAAAAGAAGCAGAGCAGAAGGAAAGAGAAGAAAAGCUCCUCGCUCAAUUGGAACAGCAAAAGCUACGGGAAGAGAAGCGAGAGGCGGAUCAGAAGGAACGAGAAGAGAAGCGAGAGGCGGAUCAGAAGGAAAGAGAAGAGAAGCGAGAGGCGGAUCAGAAGAAAAAAGAAGCAGAGCAGAAGGAAAGAGAAGAGAAGCGAGAAGCAGAGCAGAAGGAAAGAGAAGAGAAGCGAGAAGCAGAGCAGAAGGAAAGAGAAGAGAAGCGAGAGGCGGAUCAGAAGAAAAAAGAAGCAGAGCAGAAGGAAAGAGAAGAAAAGCUCCUCGCUCAAUUGGAACAGCAAAAGCUACGGGAAGAGAAGCGAGAGGCGGAACAUAAGGAAAGGGAAGAAAAGAGAGAAGCAGAUUAUAAGGAACUGCAAAGCAAGCUUCUUACUCUUCUAGAACAGAGAAGAUAA